CACAGCCCCGCCCCUCGGCCGCAGCGGCUCCCGGCAGCCCCCGCGGUGUGGGAGGGGCGCGGGCCCGUCACGUGAGCGCCGUGUUCGGGCCCGCGGCGGCGGCACGGGAAGUGUCGGGGCCAGCUACAGCAAAAAUCUCAAAUGUUGUUGUAAAGCUGAAGGAAUGAACCCAAGUUUCCUGACAUCUGACACUGAAGUGGGCAUCUGUAUUUUAUACAAGUGAAAUGACUGGUUGAAUCUGGACACUUCUGAGCAAGAGAGAACAAAAAUCUUUAGCAACAGAACUACAGCGGCCUAAGGGGAUGUCUUUCAAGAAGAAUGAGCAGAGAGCAACUGAAGGCUUUCUUAAUAGGAGACUGGGAAGCUGUGUGUGCUGUCCCAUAGGCUUUCCUGUCAACUGCAUCAGCUUCUGACAAUGUGGGAGAUACCCGGCAUGGCCUCAUCAUCAACAUCUAAAUAUAAUUCAAACUCCUUGGAGAACUCCUCAAGCAAACAGAAUCUAAAAGAUGGAACUAGUUGGGAACAAAAUGAAGAAAUACCUCGUCUGCCAGGGGAGACCAGGGUCACAGACAAGGAUGUUAUUUAUAUGUGUCCAUUUAAUGGCCCCGUUAAAGGAAGAGUGUACAUCACAAACUACAGGCUGUACCUCAGAAGUGUGGAAAAUGAUCCAGUUGUGAUAUUGGAUGUUCCCUUGGGGGUAAUUUCCAGGAUUGAAAAAAUGGGAGGAGCUUCAAGCAGAGGAGAGAACUCUUAUGGAUUAGAUAUAACCUGUAAAGAUAUGAGGAAUUUACGGUUUGCAUUAAAACAAGAAGGGCACAGUAGAAGAGAUAUAUUUGAACUCCUCACAAAAUAUGCUUUUCCCCAGUCACAUAACUUGCCUUUUUUUGCCUUUGUAAAUGAAGAAAAGUUUCCUGAAAAUGGGUGGAUGGUGUACAACCCAAUGUCUGAAUACAGGAGGCAGGGGCUGCCCAACGAGCGGUGGCGGGUGACUUUCAUUAACGAGCACUACGGGCUGUGUGACACCUACCCCUCGCUCCUGGUCGUGCCCUACAACGCCACAGAUGAGGAUCUCAAGAAAGUUGCUGCCUUUAGGUCCCGAAAUAGAAUCCCAGUUCUCUCGUGGGUUCACCCAGAGAGCCAGGCUGUGAUCAUGCGCUGCAGUCAGCCCCUGGUGGGAAUGAGCGGCAAGCGGAACAAGGAUGAUGAAAGGUACCUCGAUAUCAUCAGGGAGGCCAACGGGCAGAUCUCCAAACUGACCAUCUAUGAUGCAAGGCCCAAUGUCAAUGCUGUUGCAAACAAGGCAACUGGGGGAGGAUAUGAAGGUGAAGAUGCAUAUCCCAAUGCAGAACUUACCUUCUUGGACAUCCAUAACAUUCAUGUCAUGCGGGAAUCUUUGAAGAAGCUGAAGGACAUUGUUUAUCCUAAUGUGGAAGAAUCACACUGGUUGUCAAGUCUGGAAUCAACCCAUUGGUUAGAACAUAUAAAGCUGGUGCUGACAGGAGCCAUCCAGGUGGCAGACAAGGUGUCGUCGGGCCGGAGCUCGGUGCUGGUUCACUGCAGCGACGGCUGGGACCGCACGGCCCAGCUCACCUCCCUGGCCAUGCUCAUGCUGGACAGCUACUACAGAACCAUAGAAGGCUUUGAGGUUCUGGUGCAGAAAGAGUGGAUCAGCUUUGGACACAAGUUUGCAUCGAGAAUAGGCCACGGUGAUAAAAAUCAUGCUGAUACUGACAGGUCGCCCAUCUUUCUGCAGUUCAUUGAUUGUGUGUGGCAGAUGUCUAAACAGUUUCCUACAGCUUUUGAAUUCAAUGAGCAGUUCCUGAUCACAAUCCUGGAUCACUUGUACAGCUGCCGCUUUGGCACUUUCCUGUAUAACAGCGAGUUCCUCAGAGAAAAAGAGAAAGUGACUGAGAGAACGUUAUCCUUAUGGUCUUUGAUAAACAGUGACAAAUCUAAAUACACCAAUGCUUUUUAUAGUAAAGAGCUAAAUCGAGCACUCUAUCCUGUAGCCAGCAUGCGGCAUUUAGAGCUCUGGGUUAAUUACUACAUCAGGUGGAACCCCAGGAUUCGGCAGCAACAGCCAAACCCCGUGGAGCAGCGUUACCUGGAGCUCCUUGCCUUGCGUGAUGAUUAUAUCAGGAGACUUGAAGAGCUUCAGAUCACAAAUAAUGCUAAGAUAUCCAAUUCAUCAGCCUCAUCAACAUCUCCCUCACAAAUGGUGUCCCAAGUACAAACACAAUUUUGAAGAAAAUGUUGGCUUCUUCCCAUACUGUAAUAGCAAGUGGUGCUUAACAUAGAUCUCUAAAGAGGAAUAUUCUAAUGCCUUACACUAGACUGUCCUAACACAAAUUAUUAUAAACUGUCUUCAUUUGAGGAGGACUUCAGAACAAACCCAGCUCUUCGAUUACGUGCCUUUCAGAACCUGUGGACUGGGAACAUUAUUAAUCAACUCGUAGCUAUGGAGGGCUUUAAGAGUUAUUUUGGUAGGUCUGGUACAAGUUAAAUUGAUUAUAUUGUUUUCAUAAGAAUGCUUUAAUUUAUUACAUUUUAGGUCAUGUUUUUGUAAGGAAAUUCAUGCUCAGUCUUACCUGUCAUGAAUAAACACAAUAAUGGCAAUAGGAAUAUUAACAUUGUAUAUAAUUAGGUAUGUCUGUAUUCCUGUUAGGAAUACAUUCAUGGAGUUCAUGAGAGAAAAAUAAAUUAUAUUGCAAGAUGUCAGAGAGAAGUGUUGAAACUUUCUGAUUACCCAAGAAUUCCAAAUUUUACUUUUUUUUUAAUAAAUAGAAAUAUGGAAGGCAUUUCAGUGAUGUGCUUCUAAAUAAAAAAUUCAAAUAGCUCAGUAGAUAUCAAAAUAAAAGGAACUUUUUUAUUGUAAAUUGAUUUUAUUUUUUUUUUAAAAAACAAAUGAAAGUUGUACUGGUUUCUGAGAAGUUCUGUUUGGGUUAGCUGUUCAGCACUAAAGUACAGUACAAAUUAUCACUGUGGACAGUAUUGAUUCUUUGGAUUAAUACAGAAUUAAAUGUUUCCAAAAGAAAGUUUAUAAAAUGAAGAACAGAACUACAGAGACAUUGCUUAAAUAUCCAGCAAUAGCCAUAGUAUUAAAGCUUCUGUUUGUCUUUUAAAAAUAAAUGUGCCUGUUUAAAGGAGCUUUUAUACCAAAGUAGACAAAAAUUCUCAGUUAUAAAUAAUUUUGAAAGCUUGUACAUUUAUACUUUACUGUUUAAUUUAACUCCUGUUCAGCAAAUUUAUUCUAACAUAUUUAAGGGGCUUCAGUAUCCAAGAUUUGCAUAUAGUGUCUGCACUUACAUUGAACAUUCAAGUGAGCUCUAGUUUCAAGCCUACCUUUCAGAGGCUUUUUGUAAAUCUUUAAUUUGUUUCUUUCGGGUAAUUUUUAAAUAGUUGCAAGCAUUUCUUAUGACAGUACAAAUUUUGCUCUUGAUAUUUAAUUAAAAUUUUGCAUAUUCUCAUAAGUUUAAUGAUAUUCAAGCAAUCCAGGAAAUACUGCAAGUCAGAAUCUGUAAAGGACUCUAAUAUUGUUAUUUUAAAGGAGAUAUUUUGAUGCUUGAGGCUUCUGUCAUUGUAAAUUAUUGUACAUGUGGUGAGUUUUGAUCUGCAAGAUAUAAUAGGAUUAUAUAUAAAUUAAGUUUUGUGUAAGUGUAUAUAAUAUAGUUUAUUAGAAAUUCUGCAAGUUUAUAAAGUGUAAAUAUUUUGCAUAUGAAAACUAAAUUUAAAGGUAUAGUUCCAUAAAAUAAGUCAAAGUUUAGAGGACAUUGAAUAUUUAAAACAGUAUUUUUUCAAAGGAAUAAAAAUAUACUGCCUCUGGAUUUAAUUCAGUA
This is a messenger RNA of Zonotrichia leucophrys gambelii, 3836 nucleotides long. It is a transcript of the gene MTM1, whose product is annotated as myotubularin 1. Gene Ontology annotation, biological process: muscle cell cellular homeostasis; phosphatidylinositol dephosphorylation; mitochondrion distribution. NCBI's taxonomy places the organism in Eukaryota, Metazoa, Chordata, Aves, Passeriformes, Passerellidae. The record is from RefSeq and is a predicted model, not a curated record. The transcript is spliced from 17 exons. Gene Ontology annotation, molecular function: phosphatidylinositol-3-phosphate phosphatase activity; phosphatidylinositol-3,5-bisphosphate 3-phosphatase activity. Bases 416 to 2245 code for a protein of 609 amino acids. Gene Ontology annotation, cellular component: cytoplasm; membrane.